Messenger RNA from Planococcus citri (citrus mealybug), 4437 nucleotides. RefSeq lists its product as uncharacterized. Bases 1937 to 3661 code for a protein of 574 amino acids. The transcript has 6 exons. Lineage: Eukaryota; Metazoa; Arthropoda; Insecta; Hemiptera; Pseudococcidae. The record is from RefSeq and is a predicted model, not a curated record.
AUGUUCUUGUUCUUGGUAUGUAGCUUGGUAGAGAUGAGGAUGAGAGAUAUAUGUAUGAUGUGAUGUUAAAUUAAAUUAACGCAACGGAAGCUUCGUCGGUUCAGUCGGUUGUAUGUUAAAUGUAUGGUUUUUGUACGUUUUAAAUUCGUCCUGACCGAGAGUUCAGAUUCACAUAUUAUUUUGUGAGAGGAUCGGAGAAACAUUUUAGCAAACAGCUUGAAAAAAGUACCUACAGUGCGACUUCCAGCAAACUAGAUACAGGCGUGAAAACUGAAUGAAGUUAUGAAUUAUCCGCGUUCAGAAGAUGAUUUUAACCCGUUGGCAGCUCGCGAAAGGCGAUUAGGAGAAGGCAUGACACCGAGAACGGCAACAUAUCGAUGGUGUUGUGGAUAAAAGGCCAAACUGUUUUUUUUUUCCAAAGGGCAAAUCUGUUCUCGGUCAUUUUGAGUAAAUACGAAAGGGCCAAUCUGCAUUUUUUUACAUGAAAGUAUAAUCCAAAACGGCGAAACUGAACUAUUUUUUUACUUUUUUUUUACAUUACAGACCACUACAAAUUUAUCUUUGAUGGCCAGUAAUUUAAAAAAAAUUGCAAAUGUACCAAAAUGAUCUCAGAAAACCCAGACCUACGAGUAAACAGAAUAAUACGAGGGUGGAUUAAAAAGUAUCGCCAACAUGGCUCUGGAGGAGAGCCUAUAUGGAGGUACGAGUAUUUUGAACCAAAUGAGCGCUCAUUUUAUAGCUUGAAGUUUUAGGAAGACGGUGGUGUGUUCAGUUUUUAGAUACCUACAACUCGAAAAAAUGUUGAUCGUAUUUGAAAUUUUUGAGAAAAGUUAUUCGGUUGAUGGGGCUGGAGUAUCGUACAUUGCGGUCUAGUAGCAAGUCUAAUAUCUAUAUCAAGCAGUGUGUGCAAUCAUUUGAUAGUCCAAAGCCUCAGGAACACGGCGGUGUAUUCAGUUUUUUUUGUUUGACUUGUACAAAUAUUCUUGAAUGAAUUCAACGAGAUCAUGGUAUAGCUAAGUGAUGUUAAUUUUCACUAAAAAAAAAACGCCCAAGUCACUUUGGACAUGUUCAACAUUGUUACAGCAUGUUGUACAGAAAAACUAAAUACAUCACCAUGUUCCUGUAACUUCAGACUACAAAAUUACUGCUCAUGCAGCUUGCUAUAAGAAUUAGUCUCGCCGGUAGAGCGCAAAGUGUACCUUCUUGUGUAUCCUGCAUGACCUGAAAUUUUUUCCUCGGCCCAUUCGAAGGCCUCCAAAAUUUUUUCUAUAACUCAUAUCGUGUACCUGAGACUUCAGGCUACAAAAUCACAACUUCUUUCUCAAUAGAAAUGAAAUGAGGAAGGAUCGAGAUGACGGAUUUGCUAAACUAUUUGAACCUGAACCAAAGACCAAAAAUUCAGAAAUUAAAAUAUCAAAAGAGCCUCAGGAAACGAAUUUUAUCCGUCAAAAAAAAGAGUUCAUUCUGAAGAUGAUUAAAAAAGAUACCAAAGCUCGAACCUUCACUGAUGACUGAUAACAAAUCGAUUUCACCCCUACAUACAAUAUUAGACUAUAUGAGCUUUCAUUUCGCGGCCGAAUAUUUCCCAUUUGCUAAGCAUUUGCCAUUUAUCAACAACAAAACAUCUAUUAUUUUUUGCCAAAUUUAUCAGAUUGGCCCUUUUUUUCAUGUUGAACCUGUAGGUUGAACAAAUACAAAAGGGCCAAUCUGUCCACUCUCGAACUAUUUCAUCAUUAUAAAUUUCUCAAGCUAGAAAAAAUAUUAUCAGUGGAUAAUAAUGGAAAGCGAAUGAGUUGCCUUCAUCAAAAAAAUUGAUACAUCGGCCAAACUACUCCUUAGUACGAUGAUAUGACACUUUCGAGUUUAGAAUGCAAGUUGGAAACUCAGUUUGGCCUUUUAUCCACAACACCAUCGAUAUGCUGCUCGAAAAACUACCAUGGACGAGAGAUCUAUAUUUGCUCUACGAUCACGAAUAGGACCCGAUCUGUUUCGCGGUGCACCCGAGUUGAGUAAGAUCGCAUACUUCAGCGCAGCAAUUGCCUUAUGGUAUCAUGCAAAUAUACCUGUACAGAUGUCAGGAAUAAGAAAACAUCGCUCCCAAGACAGCGCUGUGUGGUCAUCGUUAUGUCGAAAAGUGCGUGGAUAUGCGCUGGAUUUAAUGAUACCGAAUUCAAUCUGUCAACGUCUGCAGGUAUACGUCGAUAAAAUAAAAUACGAAUUAGAAGAUUGGGUUACCUAUCAUUCAAGAGCUGUAUUUUUUGGGCAACAAAAUGACUUGAAGAUAUACAAGUUCAUUUAUCACAUCAUUUGGUAUCCUGAUGGUAAUAUUAAUUACGCGAAGACGGCUGCAAAUUUACUAAAAUCAAAAUCCACGAGUACAACUGAGAAGUUCUUUCUUUCGUGUUUGUAUUGUUUGGAAGACGAGAUCAGAGCGAUUGCACCGUCAGUGAUCGAGCGUAUCGAUUUGACUCAAUUGAGGUUUAACGAGCAUCCAUUGAUUCACUACUGGAUUUGUUGUCUGCGAAGCGCUUUGAACAAUAUACAAGUUACUAGAGAUUUAUCCAUCGAAUGUUUCAUGGUUCAGCAACAUUACGUGAAUAAUUGGUCAGCGGUGGAAUACUUCUUUGAUCGAAUGAAUUCCGAUGAACAAGUGCAAAGCGCUAUCUGGUUAAUCGACAAAUACGGAUUAAUGUAUCAGGAGGUAUUAUUGAUGAAAUUGAACGAAAUCCAACGGUUAUCCUUGUAUUCAAGCAGAUGUACGGAGAUCCUUUAUAAUUACUCUAGAUCGUUUAAUACCACCGAUAUUUCGAAAAAUGUUCUUGUGACGUGGUUUGAAAUUCGUAAUACGAUCUCCAGAGAGCAAUUCGCCUUGAUAUUUCGCGAACUGCUGUGGUCCAGAGUAGUCGAUACGGUUAUGACGGAUAUUUGGACCAGCGCUUGUGCCGAUUUUAAACGUCAUGUUUUGAAAAACGUUGAUAACGAAUUCAUUUCAACAUUAUUUUAUCGAUUUGGGACGAACUACGAUAGUGAUUUCAUAUUCACCGUUUUAGCAGAUAUGAAUGCAAAUGCUAAACAAACGAUGAUUGAAAAACGGUUCUUCACACAAUGCUGCGAAAACUUGAUAUGCGAGCAGAAGCCAUCGAUUUUGGAUAGAUUACUGAAUCAGUUUUUUCCCACCACCGAAGAAUCGGCACAAUUCAAACGUAAUCUCGUAAGCACUUCGGAUAAAGUGAAAUCCCAAUGUUUUGAGUAUUUCCGCGACUACAAAAAAAUCAAAAUCGCCCAUGAAAUGCUCGCUUUAGCGUUGUCACCUGACUACGAUUUCGUACUAGAGUACAAAAGAAAAAUACUCAUGUCACCGGAGGGUACUCGGAAUUGUAGUUUUCUCAUGGGUUCAGUUAAACGUGGCACUUUAUGUAACCUCAUCGCCGAUUGUUUCAAUACUGAAAGCCUCGCAUGGGAAUUCAAAAAAGAAGUGAUUUACUCUACAUGGGGUAUUCGCAAACUUCAGGAAAUGAUUCUAGAGGAUAAUUUGCGUACGGCGAAAAAAUACAUAAAUUGGUUUCUGGAAUCGAACGAAGAAAAAAAAUUAUUCAAAAGACGUCUACUGAUCGAUAACGAAAGUGUUAGUUCAACAAUGAUACAAAUAUUACUCAGAUAAGACCGGGAGUGGUGGCAAUCAUUUAUGAUAUGGUGCUUCGAAGAUGAAAAGACUAUCACGGAGUUUAAAGAAAUGCUGCCAGUGGAUACGAUUUUUGAUCACUUACUGACGGGUAGCGUUUGUCGAAAUUAUUAUCGGUAUCCUAAUCUUAAUCUUGAGCUUUCCUUGAAAGAGAAUUUCGAGUUUGGUAUCGUGGAAAGAUUUUUAUAUUGGUACUUUCAGACAUGGGCGGAAAAAUGUGAUUAUAAAGUUCGAAGAAUUAACGCCUAUGAAAACCUGCAUAUCAUCUCGUUCAUUUUGAGGUCUGAACAGGCCGAGAAAAAUAUUAAAGCGGUGAUAGGCUGGUUUUUCAAUUACAAUCAAAGUAAAAUCGACCAAUUCAAACGAGAUCAUCAAGGCUCGGAAAUUGUUUCAAUGAUUUAAAAACGUAUGUAUAGUAUAUUAUGUAGUUUGAAAUGAUUGACCAUUUUUGUAUUUAAUUUUUUAAAAAAAUCCUAAUGAAUUUCAUUGUUUUAAAAUACCUACUUCAAUUCUUUUUUCAAAUUAUUAAUAUAUUAAAGUUGGCGUCAUAAAUUGAAUAUUGUGAUACCUAUAAUCAUUAUACCUACUUGAGUGAUCUUAUUAUUUUUAAUGAGAUUAUUUUCUCACUCUCUGAUUUUCACGUGUCUUUUUGUUCCAGAAGUUUUAUUGUUUCGGAAUUUUGUCUUUUGUAAAUGAAAAUAUAGAAUAGUGCAGAAAAGUACAUAGAUGGGUAAUGAUAAUAUUGUUCAUUAAUU